Messenger RNA from Exophiala spinifera, 240 nucleotides. RefSeq lists its product as uncharacterized. The transcript has a single exon. The record is from RefSeq and is a predicted model, not a curated record. Bases 1 to 240 code for a protein of 79 amino acids. Lineage: Eukaryota; Fungi; Ascomycota; Eurotiomycetes; Chaetothyriales; Herpotrichiellaceae.
AUGGCUGAUUCUAGCCCUUCAACGCCGCCUAGGCGCCGUCGACUCACGCGGGAUCAACGACGAGACAUCCUCCUCAUGCGGCGACUAGGCUAUACAUAUCAAUAUAUCGCAGAGUUCCUAAAAAUCUCACAACGCGCCGUUCAAUAUACCUGUCAAAGUGGCCAGGCCAGUCCACAACAUCGCAACGCCGGAAGACGCCCUCGUCCGUCAAAGGAAGGAACAGACAGCCGUAAAGAGUAA